UGUCACGACCUUCAUGUGCAGGAGAUACACCUGCAGCAGGUGACACACCUCCAGAUUACUGUCCAUAAAUACAGCUGCACUCAUCUGUGUUCAUUACUCCAGAGAGAUUCUCCACCUGGACAUCUUCUAUCAACAUCUCAACAUGGGCAACUUCGCUGAGUGCUGCCGAGGCUUCUGGUGUGGGAUGAAAAACCCUAACAUACGGGUCAGCCUGCCUGCGGUCUGUUUCAUCUGGCAGAUUGCUAUGAUCAUCUUGUUUGGACUCUUUGUGCGUUACAAUGAGGAAUCGGAUGCACACUGGUCUAAGUACAAGAAGGAGCAUAACAUAACAAGUGACAUUGAGAAUGACUUCUACUACAGAUACCCUAGUUUUCAGGACGUGCAUGUGAUGAUCUUCGUGGGUUUUGGUUUUCUCAUGACCUUCCUCAAGCGCUACAGCUUCGGCGGGGUCGGGUUCAACUUUCUCAUUGCGGCGUUUGGCAUCCAGUGGGCACUGCUGAUGCAGGGCUGGUUUCACUCGCUGGACCCUGUCGACGGAAUGAUCAAGAUUGGAGUCGAAAAUAUCAUCAAUGCCGACUUUUGUGUCGCCGGAUGUCUCAUUGCAUAUGGAGCUCUGCUGGGAAAAGUCAGUCCGGUCCAGCUGAUGAUCUUGACGCUGUUUGGCGUCACACUGUUCGCUGUGGAGGAGUUUAUUAUUCUUGAAGUUCUCCAUGUUAGAGAUGCAGGCGGUUCGAUGGUCAUCCACACAUUCGGGGGAUAUUUCGGUUUAACGGUAUCAUGGAUUCUGUAUCGACCCAAACUAGAGUGCAGCAAGAAUCUCAGUGGCUCCGCUUACCACUCUGAUGUCUUUGCUAUGAUCGGAACCCUCUUCCUCUGGAUGUACUGGCCAAGCUUCAACUCUGCCAUCGCAGACCAUGGAGACGGUCAGCAUAGGGCAGCCAUUAACACGUAUCUGUGCCUGGCUUCUUGUGUGCUCACCACGUUUGCCAUCUCUAGCCUUUCAGCCAAGAAAGGAAAGCUUGACAUGGUCCACAUCCAGAAUGCCACUCUGGCUGGAGGGGUCGCAAUGGGAACAGCGGCUGAGUUUAUGGUCACAACUUACGGGUCGCUGAUAGUCGGAUUUUGUUGCGGGAUACUGUCAACCUUUGGCUACUUGGUGCUCUCUCCAUUUAUGGAAAAGUAUCUGAAGAUUCAAGACACCUGUGGCAUCCACAACCUACAUGCCAUGCCUGGCCUCCUUGGAGGAGUUGUAGGGGCCAUCACAGCUGCAUUAGCCAGCGAGGACGUAUAUGGACAUGAGGGGUUGGUAAACACGUUUGAUUUUAAAGGGGAGUAUGCGACAAGGACACCUGGCACGCAGGGAGGUUACCAGGCUGCUGGUAUUUGUGUAGCCCUCGUUUUUGGCAUCGUAGGUGGCGCUAUAGUGGGCCUUAUCUUGAGAUUGCCAUUUUGGGGAGACCCUUCAGACGAGAACUGCUUUGAUGAUGAAGUGUAUUGGGAGGUACCUGAGGAUGAGGAGAGUCUUCCUCCCAUUCUAGAGUACAAUAAUCACAUGAUCAGCAAAAUGCCAGACAUGUCGGAGUCUAACUUCACUGUGGAGCAAAGUUAAUAAGAAUGAUGGACCACAUGAUGACCAGAAGGACUGUUGUGACCUUAAAGGAUGAAUUUGUUCAGUUUGUCCUCAGUAUAACAUUGAGUUUAAUGUAUAGAAAAGAUUGAAAAAUUAAUUUAUUGUGCUGUGUUGUCUUUGCUGCUCUGACGAUGAAUUUACUUAAAUUUUGAUAAAAGUGUAAAUAGUUAGGCCUAUUUAUCUACAGUAUGGUUAUUAAAUGUAUGUACUACAUUAUUAUAUAAAUAUACUACCUUUGAAAGGGUCAAUCACUGUAU
Paramisgurnus dabryanus is the source of this 1887-nucleotide messenger RNA. It is a transcript of the gene rhcga, whose product is annotated as Rh family, C glycoprotein a. The record is from RefSeq and is a predicted model, not a curated record. NCBI's taxonomy places the organism in Eukaryota, Metazoa, Chordata, Actinopteri, Cypriniformes, Cobitidae. Gene Ontology annotation, molecular function: ammonium channel activity. Gene Ontology annotation, biological process: ammonium homeostasis; ammonium transmembrane transport. Gene Ontology annotation, cellular component: plasma membrane.